CUUCGAUCAAUAAUACUUGUUGAUUGAAGUGCUUCAACUAUCUUACUCAGUGUUUGGACGUCUUCCUGAGCUAUAUAAAGUUUCAUAGAGUCUGUGUCAUUAAUUACGAGGUAGUUUAUUGAGGUGGCUGAAACUCGUGAAACCGCAGAUUUCGCGGAGGGUCAAUAAAAAGAACGUCGAGGUUACGAAUAAUCGUACUGCCUCAAAACACUGAGAUAACAAGUUUGCGUUCUACUUCGCCCUCGAAUAUUGUCUUCAGUUAGCUGUUCACCGCGUAGGUAAUAAGACGUCAUGGCUAGCGGAAGGAUCGUUGUUUACGGAGGCCGAGGUGCGCUGGGAGCGGCUUGUGUCAACCAUUUCAAGUCUGCAAACUGGUGGGUCGCGAACGUGGAUCUUAACCCUAACGAGAAUGCUGAUGUGAACAUAACAGUGCCGAAAGACGGUUCGUGGAUACAACAAGAGCAACAUGUGGUGAACGAGCUCGGCAUCGCGCUCCAAGGCCAGAAAGUGAACGCGGUUAUUUGCGUAGCCGGAGGCUGGGCUGGCGGAAACGCCGCUCAGGACCUCAGCAAACAAGCAGAAUUAAUGUGGAGACAAUCUGUUUGGAGUUCCACUAUUGCAGCUACCCUUGCAGCUACAUACCUAUCUCCAGGUGGUUUGAUUGCUCUAACUGGAGCCAAAGCUGCAUUAGAAGCUACCCCUGGCAUGAUUGGUUAUGGUCUUGCCAAGGCUGCUGUUCAUCAAUUAACAAAGUCUCUUGGUGCCAAAGAUUCGGGACUUCCAGAAAAUUCUUUAGCAGUUGCUAUCAUGCCAGUAACAUUAGAUACAGAGAUGAACAGAAAAUGGAUGCCAAAAGCAGACUUUAGCUCAUGGACGCCACUGCCCUUCGUGGCUCAAUUGUUCGACAAGUGGAUCAAGGGUUCUGAACGCCCAGCCAGCGGCAGCUUAGUUGCGCUUGUCACUAAAAACAAUGUCACUGAAUUAAUUGUCCAAUAAAUGACAAUUUUAAUCAUCUGAGAUCAUGAUAUUGAAUGUUAAUAGAUGUCUAUUUAAAAAUAUUUAAUAUAUUUUUUUAGAAAUGCUGUCCAUUUAUAUUAAUUUGCAUAGUAAUUUUGUUGGCUUGUAAAGUGAAUGAUUAUUGAUAAGAAAAUAAUAAUAUCAGACAAUAAGGGAACAAUCUCAUAAUUUAAGAACAAAUGUUUACGUAAUCCACUAUG
Messenger RNA from Hyposmocoma kahamanoa, 1217 nucleotides. It is a transcript of the gene Dhpr, whose product is annotated as dihydropteridine reductase. The coding region runs from base 292 to 996 and encodes 234 amino acids. The record is from RefSeq and is a predicted model, not a curated record. Gene Ontology annotation, biological process: tetrahydrobiopterin biosynthetic process; L-phenylalanine catabolic process. Gene Ontology annotation, molecular function: NADPH binding; 6,7-dihydropteridine reductase activity; NADH binding. NCBI's taxonomy places the organism in Eukaryota, Metazoa, Arthropoda, Insecta, Lepidoptera, Cosmopterigidae. Gene Ontology annotation, cellular component: cytoplasm. The transcript has a single exon.